GCGGGUGGAUUCCGGCCUCGGUCCCGCGCCAGCCCGUCUGAACGUCACCGUGUAGGCAGACGCCUGCCUUCUGGGUGAGUGCAGCCGGUUUCUGCCGGCCGGGCAGGUGCCGUGCGGUGUGCAGACGCGCGGCCUGUGCGGGGGCCGAGCUUACGGCCGCAGUCGCCCUGCGUCCCGAGGUGGCCGAGCCUCCCCCUCCUGGAUGCUGCCGAGAGACUUACAGUCAGCCGUACCCCGUCUCCUCCCGGUCCUGAUCCCGGAGCCACAACUGCUGUGUCCGCUGUCCCGUUGCCUAGCAGUGACAGUCCUAGCUCUCAGAGCAGCCUGACGUGUGCUGGGGCAUCCCCCGGCCUCCAUCUUUACCUGCAAGUCUCUUAGGUGUGUUGGCUUCUGUUGGACAGUGCACAGUAGUUGCACACACUUUGACUGCGGAGACAGUCUGUCCACCUCGGAUGGCCAGUUAAGAGUGACCAAAGUAAGGACUCCACCACGGUCCAUCUUGCUGAUCCCGUGAGUUUAUUGGAUUUACUCAUCCAGAGAGGAUGGAUGGCCCCACCAAGGCCCACCCCAUGAUGGAUGCUGACCUCGUGGAGAGCCACAUACAGUUAACUCUCCAUUUCACGCACACUCUAGAUCAUUAGCAAGCUGCGAUUCCAAGGUACUCCAUGUGCCUUAGAGAGCGAGGAAAAUGAGCACAGCUGUGGGGCUGGUGUCAUUUGAGGAUGUAUCUGUGGACUUCUCCUGGGAGGAGUGGCAGGACCUGGAUGCUGCUCAGAGGAAGCUCUACAGGGAUGUGAUGCUGGAGACCUACAGCAGCCUGGCGUCCUUGAAUCAAUGUGAUAGCAAACCUGAGUUGAUCCUGAAGUUAGAGCAAGGAGCUGGGCCAUGGAAGGAAGAAGAUGCCCCAAGCCAAAGCCUCCCAGCUAUGCAGUAUGUGAAGAGCCUGAAUGAGACCAGAUGGGCCAAUGAAAAGAGACAUUUGAACCACCUGGUAAUCACUGGCAGCUCAUCUGCUGAGGAGAGGGUCAGCUUUGGGAAAAUAGUUAAUAGGAGUUCCAACCCUGUUUUACGCCUGGCUGUUAAGAAUAGGAACUCUUCUAGAAUGAGAUCUGAGGUCCUUGAUAUAUGUGAAAAUGUGUAUCUCCCUGAUGAGUCCGUUGAGAUACAGGCUACAGAAGAACUUGAUCAUCUUACUACAACCAAGAUGUCAUGCAGACCCGCCGAGCCUCUUAGUCUAGAUCACAGUGUCGAGAGUGGGCAGCAGCCCCUCCAGUGCACGCAACACGACAAAGCCUUCCACUCAAACACUGUGUGGACACAUGAAGCGUUUCCUUCGGGAGAUGGCUCGAGGCAGUUCAAGGAAUGUGGGAAAGCCUUUGAUAAGUUGGCUCUCAGUGCCCAAAAGGAGACUCAGAUAAGGGAAGAAACUUCUGAUUGUGACAUGUGUAAGCAAUCAUUCUCUGACAGGUGUAACCACAUUCGGCAUUUAAAAACAUGCAUAAAAAACAAAUAUGUUGAGUGUAGUGAUGAUGAGCCAACAUUGAACACAAAAGCAAGCCUGCUAACUCUGCAGAGCACUCUGCAUGUGUGGGAAAAGUCCUGUGGGUGUGAUGACCGUGAAAAAUGUGUGUGUCAGAUGCCAUCACAGAGGGCUAGUCAGAGUAAAGAGAGCAGUUGUGUGAAAAAAUUUUGCCCUAACUCAAAUUUCAAUGUGCACCAGAGACCACACACAGGUAAAAAGCCCCAUGAAUGUAAUACAUCUUCAAAACUCAACAACCAACAUCGGAGACAUCACAGAUGUGGGAGAACCUAUCAGUGUAAAGUAUGUGGGAAAGCCUUUAAACACACACAAAACCUCUAUUUACACCACAGAACUCACACUGGUGAGAAGCCCUACGAGUGUAAAGAGUGUAAGAAGCUGUUCAGUGUGAAGUCCAAUCUCAGUGUCCAUCAGAAAACUCACACAGGCGAGAAGCCCUAUGAGUGUGACAUCUGUGGGAAUGCCUUUAAGAGGAGGUGUGACCUGACUAUACAUCAGAGAGUUCACACAGGUGAGAAGCCCUAUGAAUGUAAAGAGUGCAGGAAAACUUUCAGUAUAAAGUCAGGCCUCAUUGUACAUCAGAGAAUUCAUACAGGCGAGAAACCAUAUGAGUGUAAUGUAUGUGGAAAACGUUUUAACCAGAAGUCAAACCUCUCCACACACGAGAGAAUUCAUACAGGUGAGAAACCCUUUGAAUGUAAAGAAUGUAGGAAAUCAUUUAGUGUCAAGUCAUACCUCACUAUACAUCAAAAAACUCACUCGGGUGAGAAGCCUCAUGCAUGAGAUCUGGCCUUGUAUGAGAAGACAAACCUCCAUGGACAUCAGAGAGCUUACACAGGUGAGGAAUCUGUGAACAUAGAGGGUGUGGAAAAAGUUUGUCAUCUCUCCAUGUACCUCAGAAUUCAGAUCCUGUGGAUGUAAACGUUGCAGAGAACCUGUCAGGCUUAAGUCAUAUCUCAGUUAGUGAACUCAAAACUGAGAAUGAGAUAAGUUCAGUAGAGUUCUGCCAGAUGUCAAACCUUAGUUAUUGAGGAAAUCCUACAGCUGAGAUCCUUGGACUGUGAAGUCUGUGGAGGCUUCACAUGGAUAGAAACCCUAUGAGUGUAGCCUUGUGGAAAGCCCUUUAGUCAGAAGUUCCACCUCUGAGAAUCUCAGUGAGUUCACCCGGGCGAGAGCCUGCGACUGUGAGAGUGUAGGAAAGCCUCUCAGACCUUUGUCACCUCUCCCUGUGUACUGCAGAAUUCAGAGCUGAGUUACUGGACAGUGUAAUCUAAACUGGUCACCUGCCACAUGCAAACCUAAAUACACGCCAGAGAAGUCUCCCAGCUGAGAGGCCUUAGGAGUGUAAGGACCAGGAAACAUUUCCAGCAGAUGUGUAUCAGAGUAGAAAAGCUCUGCAGAUGGAAAGGGAGAAAGUUUCAAUAGCAGAUACAGCUCAGUACACGCCAAACACACACAGCUGAGUAACUUGGAAUGCUGUGUGUGUGGAGAAACCUUUUCAGAGCUCACAGUCACCAGGUGAGGGGCUCUGUGAUUGUGAGGACUCCUCCAGCUGUGAGACACCCUUUACUGUAUACCAAAGAAGACACAUGGGAUAAGCCAUACCAAUUUAAUGUGUGAGUAAAAACUUGGUUCUGUAAGACAGACAUCUGCCUCAAAUAGACAGCAGAAGCAAAACUCUGAAUACAAAAGCCGGGGAGGAGGGGCAGACCUGUGAAUAUAAAGAAUGUAGAAAAUACUUCAUAUUCUUGGGUUGUGUGCGAGAGCUCACAUAGGUAACCAUGUUCCCACAUAAGUCAACAGAUGUGUGUGCAUCUGAAACAAUGACCCCCUCAACACUCCUGAGAAGGCACAAGAGUGUGAGAUAUGUGGAAACACUGGAGAGCUCCCGGGCGGUAAGUGAUGAGGGUAACGUAUGUGGACAGCCCUUUUGCAGGAAGUUGGCCUCCACAUUGAGAGGGAGUUGUUGACGUGUGGAAAGGCAUCUCUAGAAUGGUCAUGGAUGUGGAAAUUGUCACUGUGAGAAGUUCUAUAAGCAGAGGGCUCGUGUGCUGAGAUUGGCUUUCUGGUCCUGGGACUGGCAGCCUGUGUGUGUAGUGUCAUGGAGAGACCAUGUCCUGAGUUACGGGAGUUUAAACUCAUUUCUUUCCAACCUUAUCCCCCAAUUGCAAUACAUUAGCCCUGGAUUUGUACUCGUGGCCAGAAAGGCAGAUGAGCUUAUCUUUGGCAACAAGGGAGUAUAGAGGAUGACGCUGAUUUAAGGACAUGUUUUAUUGGAGAGAGCAGAGGUUUUAUAUGUGUUUGUAAAUCUCUUGUUUGUAUGAAUGAUAAAACUUUCUACAAGAGCUUUUUGAAACAUAAUGCAAAAUCAUUGUAACCCAUUUUACAAGCAUUUCAGCCAGGAAAGAGAGCCCUUCUUGUCACCCGUGUAUUUUCAAGUCAUUUUGUGGAGAAAAAGAAACAUGAAAUUUCAAUAAAUUCUAAAUGCCUUACCUGAGCACCAGCAUUGCAUUGAGGAGAUACUAAAGGUUG
Messenger RNA from Psammomys obesus (fat sand rat), 4072 nucleotides. RefSeq names its product zinc finger protein 39-like. Bases 689 to 2323 code for a protein of 544 amino acids. The transcript is spliced from 5 exons. Gene Ontology annotation, molecular function: DNA-binding transcription repressor activity, RNA polymerase II-specific. NCBI's taxonomy places the organism in Eukaryota, Metazoa, Chordata, Mammalia, Rodentia, Muridae. The record is from RefSeq and is a predicted model, not a curated record. Gene Ontology annotation, biological process: negative regulation of transcription by RNA polymerase II.